Messenger RNA from Ciona intestinalis (vase tunicate), 6192 nucleotides. The record is from RefSeq and is a predicted model, not a curated record. NCBI's taxonomy places the organism in Eukaryota, Metazoa, Chordata, Ascidiacea, Phlebobranchia, Cionidae.
AUUUGUAUUAUAUCAUAUGUACAGUUAUGUUAUGAUGUAUUUAAACUGGCACUAAAUCUUUAUUUAUUUGGUUACAUAGUAGCUUACUAUAUCCAUUAGGUGCAUAAUUUUGCGUACAAUUGUUCAAAGUUCACAUUAUUUUUGGUUGGACUUUUUAAACUUGCAUUAAUGUGUUACAAAGUCUUUCUAAUGUUUUACUAAUACUUUAGUUGUCCACUUUCAGAAAUUCUAGAUGUCAUUGUUGCAGUAGUAAGUUUGAGUUACACCGAAAAUGUUCAAAAAACGCUUGUUCAAGAAAAAUAAGAAAUCUGCUUCAGAAGUUGGAAGUUUAGCCAGCGGGAAAUCUUCAUCUGGAUAUGAGGUGUCUCCUAAAAAAGAUCUCGGAAAAUUGCACAAAGCUGCGUUUGAAGGAAAUUUGACGAAACUGAAAUCACUUUUGAAAAAAGGCGAUGUAAACUUGUUAGAUAAAGAAAACAGAACCCCUCUACACCUUGCAUGCGCCAAUGGUAAAAUAGAUGCUGUCAAGAUGCUUGUUGAUUAUCCCAACUGUAACUUGAACCUGUGUGAUAACGACCGACGCUCAGCAUUAAUGAAGUGCGUCCAAUGUCAGUAUCAGAACUGCAUGAAUAUUUUGCUCCAAAAAGGUGCGGACAUUAGUUUGUCAGAUGUAAACGGCAACACUGCUCUACACCUUGCUGUCAGCAUUCCCAGUGUUGACCUUUGUUAUUUACUGCUGGACUACAGUGCUGAUGUGCAUGCCAAAAACAAGGAUGGUUCAACCCCACUACAUAUUGCUGCCACAGUUGAUGGGUCAGAAGAUACAAUCAAACUUUUAUUAGAUGAUGGAGCUCAAAUUAACUCAGCGGAAGGCAAGGGAAAAACACCACUGAUGUUGGCUGCCAGUCGUGGAAAUCUUGAUAUUGUGAAAACUUUUUUAAGCAAAGGAGCAGAUGCAACAAUUCGUGAUAAACAUUUAGGAUGGACGGCUGACCAAUAUGCAAGCGUGAAUGGACACCAUCCAAUAUCUCACAUCAUUGUGGAGCACACAACGAGGAAUAAAAGUCGUCCCGCAUCCUCAGGAUCGCUCCGGAGUCCUCAAGGAGCAUCUUCCCCCAUCUACUCAACUGUAGCUCCUUCUUCUUCACGACAUACACCAACUGACAUUGUUGAUCACGACACGUCACAAGAAGACGACACCCCAACACCCAGUGAAUCUGAUGCAAAAAGUUUAUCGGAUACUUCUGAGUCAGAUUCACCACCUGAAAAAGCACAGCCUGCCAAACCGAAACUCAACGUUGCGCAGUUUUUGAAACAGCGAGAAUUAAUGAAGCAGAACCAGUCGACUGGCAACGUAAAAACCACAAAUAUUCCACCAAAAGUUGAACAUCAGAUGGAAAACUCUGAGUCUGAAUCAGAAGAAGAGAAAUCCCCUAUAAGAGCAAGAGGAUACCAAAGCAAAUCACAGAAAAUCGGUUCUUCAGUGUCACCAGCUAAACCUCCGCUUCCUAAACCUCAAACCUCACAAACUGAGGCGUCUUCUAAGCCUCCUCCUGAAGAGGAUGACUCACCAUGGGACACAGAUGAUGAGGAUGAAGAAGAGGAAGGUGAAGUUGUGAAAAAAGAAGAAGAAAAAGUUUUUCCACAAAGUAAAGGUCACUCAAAACCAGAUACAAAUAUGUUGGCAUCGCUUGGAUUCAGUGCAGAUGAAGUUAAUGAUGUUUAUGGUGGUGAUAGCGAUUCUACUUUCGACUCACAAUCACAGAUCAUAUCAUCUAAACAUGAUCACGUGAAUGGUACAAAGCAUUCUGAUCACGAUUUAUGGGAUGAUGAGGAACAUGAGCAAACUCCCGUGCACAAAAAUAUAACUGACAAGUUUUUCACGGUUGCUUCCGAUUACAAGUUCGAUGAUGAAUUGAGUGAAGAUGGUUCCGUGGAAGCUCUUGUUGCUCCCACUAAUAUAAAGAGGAAAGUAACUCCUGAGAUAAAGAAAGAGAAUAAGGAGGAGGAGAGAGAGGAAGAUUCAUCUUCAUGGGAUUCUGAUGAUGUACAAGAGAAAGUUUCUCCCCAAAAACAAUCCCCAAGUACUCAAUCUCCGUUUAGGACUUCAGCUGCCAAAGUUGUGACGCCAUUGUUACAUAACAAUGAAGAUGAUGAUGUCACUGAUAGCGAAUCAGAAAGUAGUUGGGAAGUUGAAGCAAAGAACAAAAGGAAACCUACGAAAGAGCAAUUAGAGUGGAUGGAGGAACAAGAGAAAGAAAGAGAAAGAGAAUUACAAGAGAAAGAGGAGGAAAAGAAGAAGUUAAAAGCUCUUGCAGUGGAAGCAAGUGAGCGGCAUGUGAAGAAGGAGAGAGAGAAAAAAGAGAUAGAGCAAAAGGAAAAGGAGAAAAGGGAAAAAGAGAAAAGGGAUAAAGAGAAAAAGGAGAGAGAAGAAAAAGAGAAAAGGGAUCAAGAGAAAAGGAAGAGAGAAGAAAAAGAGAGACUUGAAGCAAUAAAAGUGGAAGAAGAGAGAAAGCGAAUUGCGAGAGAAGAGAAAAUAAGAAAAAAGAAACUUGAAGAAGAGACUUUGCAAAACCAACUGCAAGAACGAGAAAAGUUACAAAGUGCUUUACAAGAUGCUUUGAAUGAUGAUGCCAAUUUAAGUGUAUCUGAUGAAUCUGAACUAGAUGAUUCAUAUAUGGGCAACACUGCAAAUGGAACUAAAGACAAAAUGGGCGACAUCAGAACAACAAUGUCAAACGGACUUCUUGAUCAAGAUUUAAUUUUUGAUCCGAUAUUGGACGUGAAGAGGAAUGGAAGAUUGAACAAUCAUCUUGAUCUUGAUAAUCUCACCACCACAGAGACGGAGACAGAGGAUGAAGUCCCGGGAGACAUCCCCGCAUCCCUAAGGUCAUCACAAUUAUCAGAAUCGUUGUUACGCUCUGGCGAGCGUGGUGAACUGGAGCGUGAAGCAGCGAAGGAAAAAAGGAGAGCUAUCAACGCUCUUGAAAAACUGGAGUUUUAUAAAAAAGAGAAUAACGAACUAAAGGAGCAGAUCAAGGAUAAUAAAAGAGAAAGAGAUCAUUUGGAGAAGGGUGGGAGUGAGAAAGAAACCAAUUUAAGAAAAUUAACAUUCGAAUUAAAUCGAGCAAAAGAUCAAUUAGAAACCUUACAACUUGAUUUGAACAUGGAGCGUGACCAUGUUAAACGCUUGAGCGAACAGCUUGAAAUAGAAGGGAGUAACCGAAGACAACAAGAAAUUAAUCUUCGGGAUAUUAGAGGGGAACUUAAGAAUUCAGAACAAUCAAUAAAAAAGCUUGAACAGCAUCGAGAUGAUUUACUGAAGGAAAUGAACACUGAGAAACAAAAAAUCACAAUUCGUGAAAAAGUUGACCAAGAAAAACAGAAAAUUCAGCACGAAAUGAAUGAAGAUAUGCACCAAGACAGGAGAGUUCAAACUUUAAACUUGCUAAUGAUGGAAAAAGAACAAGAAUUAUCGAGUCUAAAAGCUGAAAGAGAUAGUCUAAGUGAUUCUUGUAAAAGAUACAAAGAGGAACUUACAAAAUGGAGAAACACAGAUGCUGAUAAACAAGACAUGUUGGUCAACUUUAACGAAGAAUUAAAUAACAAGGUUGAUGAAUUAACAAAGGAAGUUCGUGAAAACGACGAAUUGUUGAUGCAAUCUACGUUGCGGUCCAAGUUUGAACUAGAUAACUUGAAUCAAGCAAAUAAAGCAUUGACUGAACAACUAAAAAAAGAACGCAACGAAAAAGAAGUUUCAAUGAAAGAUCUUGAAACUUUAAAUGAACAGCAGAGGGAGCUAAAGAGGGUGAUCGAUGAAUUAAGAUCGACCAAUCAGAGAAAAGAAGAUCAGCUGACUAAAUUAAAUGAAGAAAUCAAUGAAGCACGACAAAAACGAGAAAACUCUGAGAGUAAGCAGCAUGCUGCAGACAUUGCUUGUAACUUGGCUCAACAUGAAGCAAACACUGUACGUACAACACUCACUCAUAAGGAGACGCUUCUUGCUCAACUUGAAAGAGAAAGGGAGGAGCUGAAGGAGCAAGUUAGGAGGAGUGAGAGUGAGAAAAGUGAGAUGCAGAGAGAAAAUGCAAGAUUGGACGGCAGAGUGGAAUUAUUACAAGCUGAUGUUUCCCAACAAGAGAGCGAACGAGCGAGAUUACGUCGAGAAUUGGAAGAUGCGAGAAACUUUGGGAUCACUAACAUGAAUUCUCAACAAGGAAAAUUCUCGGACAUUGUAUCAGAGCAUCACACCGAACGACUGGAAUACGAAAAACAAAACGUUAAACUAAAACAGCAGGUGGCGCACUUGAGCAAGGAGAUUGAACAAAUACGAGAAGAAAAAAUCAAAAAGGAGGAAUCGCUUGCAUUGGCGCAACAAGACGUUAUUGACACCGAUAAAAAAUUACAUUUUACUGACUCAUCCAUGAAGCAACUUGCUGAGUCACAAAGGCAUCUGCAAGAAGAAAAAGAACGAACGCAGACGGAACUUCAACUUGUUAAAGCGAAAGCUGAUUCAAUGUUGAACCGUGUUGAAGAGUUAAGUCAACUUUCAACAACAUUGCGACGUGAACUUGACGACGAGAAACUAACAUCAUCCAACCUACAACGAGAGGUCCAAUCACUGCAAGCCAUUAGAUCACAUGACCAAGAUAACCUCUCGAGAUUGGAGGCAAGUUUGAGGGAGUCAGAAGUUAAAGUUAUCAGAUUGCAAUCCGAUCUGACAAACUCGACGAGGAGAGAAAGUGAAUCAAAAGACGAUCAUGAGGUGCUCACGAGAUCACGGAUGCAGAUGGAGCAACUGAUCGGGAGGUUGCAGGAGGAGAAAGGAGAAGCAGAGAGGAAGUUACAAAGUCAAGAAGAAAGAUGCAGGCUCCUCCAAUCAGAAGCUGAUGGUCAUCGUCAAAUGUGGGAAACCGAGGUGAAAACGAGAUCAAAAUUAUCCAUUGAUUACGCAAGGAUGGAGAAAGAAAAACAGGAGGCGUACCAACGCAUGGAAACAUCACAUAGGAAGCUGGCCAAAGUAUCUGGGGUGGGAAAGGAGUAUAAGAUUAAAUAUGAAGAUCAGAAAAGGAGGAGGAUGAAGUUGGAGGAUAGGAUUGAAUCAAUGAGCGAUUCCUCGAUCAGUGAAGCAGAGCGUGAAAGAGAUGAGAUUAAGUUGGAACUUCAGAAGUUACGAAGAACGCUUAAACAGAAUGGGAAGUCACCAAGUAAUGAAGUGGUGAAUGCGCAAAUCACCGAGAAAUUGGAGCAAGUUAAUAAUUGGCUUGAGCAUCACGAAAAAUCCCGAGAGCAGUUGGAGCAAAUGAGGAGAGAAAAUGAAGAGAAAAGGUUGAUGGAGGAAAAAUCCCGAGUCGCAUCCUUGGAGAGGGAGUUGAGUGAAACGAGGAGCAGAAGUCUGGGGUUGGAGGACUCUGAUAUGACGAGGAGGUUGCAAGAAAAAGUCCGGGAAAAUAUUUCGUUGCAUGAAAGUUUACGAAGAACAAAGCAAGAUUUGGAAGAACACAAAGUGAAACUAAAUAACGAACGAACAAAAUAUCAAUCCCUCUACAUAAGUUCAACUGCUGGUAACCCCACACCAUCUAUACCUCGUGUUUCAGCUUUCAAUAUUGGUAUGCAGAAUGGACAUUCCCAGGUUGGGGGGUUCACCUCAACCCCAAGAAAGGAUUUGAGUCAGCCAUAUUUGUCACAGUUUCGCAACAAACUUGAAGCAAGCAUCAGUCAGUGCCUUGCAGAUACUAGACCUCAUUCUGCUUCCCCUAUUCUGGAUGGAACCGGUUCUUACCACAGAAAACCGGCGGAAACCAGUUUUGGUCGUCCCACAGCUAAUGAUUAUUUUGUUCCAUGAUUUUUACACUAAAAGAGUAAAAUUAUGCAUUUCUAUUAUACAAGCAUUCUAUUAACCAGCUGCCAAAUAUUUAUUAAGCUCAAAAAUGGUGCUUUUUAUGUCCUUGAAAACUCAAAAUAUUAAAAUAUUGUUACGAAAUAACUCGUCAUAAAUGGCACUUAAUUAAAACAGCUAAAAAAUUUUUAACUUGUUUAGCCAAUUUUUUUUAUAUAUCUUAUGAAUGAGCACCUUGCCUGUGUCAAAUUAUUACACAGUUCCAUAUUUUUUGUCACUUUUUACUAACUUUAUAUUCUUUACUUGUUACUCAUGGAGAUUUGUUAUCAAUAAAUUUAUUUUGAUACGGGAUUUUA